This is a messenger RNA of Hyaloperonospora brassicae, 1494 nucleotides long. Lineage: Eukaryota; Oomycota; Peronosporomycetes; Peronosporales; Peronosporaceae. The record is from the annotation of a GenBank genome assembly.
AUGCUGCGACACGCAGCGCUCCGGACCACGAAGACCCCGUGCCGUCGACUAUUGGCCACUCGUUCCUUGUCGCAUGACAAAGUGUUUGCAACCGCCGACGCCGCCGUCAAAGACAUUCCGUCCCACGCCACACUUGUCGUGGGUGGGUUUGGACUCUGCGGCAUUCCGGAGAACAGUAUUUGCGCACUGGUCAAGCACGGAGCGACCGACUUGACUUGUGUGUCAAACAAUGCAGGAGUCGACGAUUUCGGCCUGGGACUACUGCUGCAAACCCGCCAGAUCAAACGGAUGAUUUCGUCGUAUGUUGGGGAAAAUGCACUUUUCGAGAAACUUUACCUGACGGGGGAGCUCGAGGUCGAGCUCACGCCACAGGGAACCCUCGCCGAGCGUAUUCGGGCUGGUGGAUCUGGCAUCCCAGCCUUUUAUACACCGACAGCUUACGGCACCAUCAUCCAGGAGGGAGGAUUUGCCAUCAAACUGAAUCCUGAUGGCUCUGUUGCCAUACCGAGUGCUGCGCGAGGAGUUCGCGAGUUCAAUGGCCGCAACUACGUGAUGGAAGAGGGGAUCACGGGCGACUUUGCGCUUGUCAAGGCGUGGAAAGGCGAUACAGACGGCAAUUUGGUGUUUCGAGGCACGGCGCGCAACUUUAACGUAGAUGCAGCCAAAGCUGGACAAAUUACGAUUGCAGAAGUGGAGGAGCUGGUGCAGCCGGGCGACAUCCAUCCAGACGAGGUUCAUCUGCCGGGAAUUUAUGUACAACGCAUAUUCAAGGCUGACAAGAUGGAGAAGCGAAUCGAGAGACUCACACUUGCCGACGCAAAGAAAUCGCAAUACAAGAUAUCGCCGGAUCGCGAGCGCAUCAUCCGCCGCGCGGCCAAAGAGUUGAAGGACGGAAUGUAUGUGAACCUGGGUAUUGGGCUGCCAACGUUAGCCUCGAACUACGUUCCGGACGGAGUCAAAGUAAUCUUGCAAAGUGAGAAUGGGUUGCUGGGUAUGGGACCAUACCCGAACGAGGGCAAGCAGGAUCCGGAUCUGAUCAACGCUGGCAAGGAGACCGUAACAUUUCUACCGGGGUCGUCCACUUUCUCUUCUUCUGAGUCAUUCGCUAUGAUUCGUGGUGGUCAUGUGCAUUUGACAAUCCUGGGUGCUCUCCAGGUUGCGGAGAACGGCGAUCUAGCCAACUGGAUCAUUCCGGGUAAGAUGGUCAAAGGAAUGGGUGGCGCGAUGGAUCUCGUCGGUAGCGGUAACCGAGUGGUUGUUACAAUGGAGCACAACGCAAAGGGCGGGGUCAAGAAGAUUUUGAAAAGCUGCUCGCUACCGCUGACGGGCAAGAGUGUUGUGGACACCAUCAUCACGGAAUUGGGCGUGUUCGACGUAGUGCCCGGUAAAGGUCUCGUACUCGUGGAGAUUGCACCUACCACCACCGUUGAACAGAUACGGGAGCGCACGGAAGCAGCAUUCACCGUGGCCCACGACCUGAAGUCGAUGGAGUAG